This is a messenger RNA of Adelges cooleyi (spruce gall adelgid), 2375 nucleotides long. RefSeq lists its product as uncharacterized. The coding region runs from base 572 to 2092 and encodes 506 amino acids. Lineage: Eukaryota; Metazoa; Arthropoda; Insecta; Hemiptera; Adelgidae. The transcript is spliced from 2 exons. The record is from RefSeq and is a predicted model, not a curated record.
AUAGAUAUUAGAAUAGACUUAUCAAAGGUACAAAUUCCACUUCUCGUUAUGUUUUAGUAAUUUACAGAAAUAUCAAUUUUUUGUGCCUUGUGGACAAUAAUCGUAUUUUAAUAUUGUUGCCUGUUGGACGGUAGUUCAUCAGCAACAAUAACUAUAAUGAAUUUCCAAUUCUUUCACACUAAUAACAUUAAACGUUUUCUAAAAUGAAAACCAGUUAUAAGUACUAUGUUAAUAGUUUAAACUAUAACCCAUACGAACUACUAAUAUUAUACAUCUAAGGACGUUUUCAUUUCCUGUUGGUGUUCUAUUCAUAGAUACUAUAGGUAAAUUUCUACUUCACUAAUAAAAUUAUUAUAUCAACUCCUAUAAUAUAGUUUGUUAUCGCCAUUGAUGUUCCCAGCUAAGUACCAUAAUCAUUAUUGUUGGCGAUUAUUGACGUUUAGUCCACAUCUAUUAAAUAAUAACAGAUUCGCAUCAAAGCAAAAAACUCUGACUUGUUCAUGUAUUACUAUUGACCGGCCAGUAAAAUCAUAAUCAUCUGUUUCUUACUUAAAAGUGCGAAGUUCAAAAAAUGUCGGUGUCUAGCAGCAAAACCAGCAGCCCAAAUGAAUCGGUUCCAAAGCCAUCGUUAAAAGCUGUAAUGAAAUACACAUUUAAAACAUUUAGUAUGGCAAACAAAGUGUUUUGUGUUUUUUGUAAUCGAGUGCUUGACAAUAAGACUCAAGUAUUAAAAAAACAUUUUACUGUGUGUACGCCACUAUUGUUUCAACCGAGUCCAAAUACUGAGUACACGUGCGGACCGUGUUCGAUAUCUACAAAAAGCUUUAAGCACUGGAUGUACUUUCAUAUAGGGACGAAAUCACACUGGGAGCAAUGCAGAGCAGUAAACAAACCGCUCUAUACUUAUAUGUGCUCUUCGUGUGAAAUGAUGUUCUACGAUACAGAACGGUCUAUAAGGAACCACAUGCUCGACAUACACGAGCACAAAGCAAAUUUGCCAUAUGUAUGCCAAUUUAUGGCCGAAGUACAUUGUAAGUCGACCACCAGCGGCGCCAAACCCGGGAAACCGCUGCUCUAUUUAUGUGGCCCGUGUAAAGAGUUUGGCCAGGAACCUAUACAUCCGGAAUUGACGUGUACAAAGGUUAAAAAGAAAUCGGAGCCGUUUUACUGCAAGACUUGUGCUGCCAAUUUCAUUUGCACUGAAGAUGUAUACUUGUGGCAUCUGUCUUCCGUCGAACAUUUGGUACUGCUCAAGGAGACCGAAAUCAGCAGCAACGGGUGGAAGGUACCCCGUAUCGUGUGGUCACAGUUUUCCAGCUCAACGUUGAACAAACAUCAAGUUGCCAAUUGCGUCAAGUGCAAGCAAGACGUACCCUCCACUGACGUUGGUCUCGUGGACCACUUCAAGAAGUGCACCCACCAUAAACCAGACAUGACCGGCAAGAACAUGUCUGGUGUCAAGCUGUUUUGCUGCGGUGUUUGCGAAUUCCACAUGGAUAACUUCAACCAGUGGAAAAAUCACGUGUUGUCAGAAUCCCACCUAUCCACGGCUAACAGUGUUCGCAAUUACAGUUAUUACUAUUGCAAGUUGUGCUUUUGCUUGUUUUACGGUACUGCCAAGCAAGUGCUGGAUGCGAGCAAACUGUUGGAGCAUGACGACAACACUAAUCACGUAAUUCUCACGUUUGGACUGUCCGACCUGAUGGCUUUUGUUUACAAAACGUUCAACAUGGAUCCGUUCAACAAUACUGUGUUCUUCUAUAUGGAAAAUACAGGUAAAUUUGGCCAGUGCGAGCGUAGUCAAAAACCCGACACAGUGCCACACUUUUGUGCCACUUGCCACAUUGAAUUUUAUAGCGGACCGAAUGUCUACAACGAGCACGCGGUCACCGGUGAACACGUUCUGCUGAAGUAUUUUGUUUUGCUUAAGCCGAUCCCUCCCAAACCGCUUGAGGCAAUCCCGCCUAAAGUCGACGAAGACGACGCAUAUGGGCAAUCGGUCACGCUCCGGCUUAAGGCCAUCAAAAACGACGCAGCCAAGAAAAACUUGAAAAUAGCCAUCGACACUCUGUUCAAUUUACAAUUAAAGUAAUGCGUUUUCAUCAUAUAAAAAGAAUUUUUGAAAACAUUUUUAUAACUGAAUCCAUACAUCCUUAAACGUUUUCAUAGUGUGUUUAGAAACCAAAUUCUACAUUAUUCUUUAUAAAUAUUCCUUAGAUGAUAGUUGUUGAACUUUUUUUUAUUGUUAACAUUUUUUAAAGUAUUAAACCUAUUCCUUUUAUUAUUAUGAAUAUAGUUGAUACAAUCGAAAAUGUGAUGUAACCUUCAUAUAGUGAAAAGAUCAUCACGAAAAAUAAAUAUAAAUAUUUUACGUA